AUGAUGCCCAACACAAACACCCCCUACAAUCCCGCAGCUCACAGCACGCCUAACACACUACUCCCAGAAGAGGUUUUCGGCUACAUUGAUGUUGUGACCUUGGCAGACAUUCACCGGUACCUCCGGGAGAGUGAGGCACAGGACGAUAUCGACCUUGCGGCAUGGAUCCAGGAGAAUUAUCUUUACGGUGUUGAAAAAGACCACCCUACAGCGACAAUUCGUACAGCCCAAGGCUUUGCUCAGUUGGAUCGAGCAUAUCGCCGAGUGCGAUCACUUACUAACAAGGCUCAAGACAAGUGGCCGUUCUUUGACAGAAACUUCAAGGAGAUGUCUUCAGCCACAGUUCGGAACAACGCACGCGGUGAAGCCGCUCCGGGAGUAUUGUAUCCGAUUGAAAAAACGCAGAAGGCCUCGACUGCAGUUGAGCAGCUGGGCGCUUCAUCCGUAUCCAAUACUUCUUCAGCCCCAGGACUUCAGGUGCCGUUUGCUUCGGUAAAGCCAAGCCGCCACCAGCUUUGGAAGCAAGAGGAAACUCGCCCAGCGCAACAGAACUCAGUUCUUCUCCCGUCCAAUCUACCAGCAACUCCUGCUCAGCAGCAGGCACGCGAGAAGGACUCAGUUCAGUCCAAUAAUUUGUCGCAGAAGAUUUCUAUGUGCAUGGACACCACUACAGACGUUAACAGCCAAGAAAUGAUCGAACCUGAACUGCCGCAGCCUGCAGCAACCUCUACCGGACGGACGCGCGAUGCAGCUGACGAUGUUAAGAUAGAGACCCCGUCUACCAGUCCACCAAGUCAUUCCAAGCUUAACGAUGAUGAGUCGAAGGCGGACCCAGUUCGAGAUGCUGGUGGUGGCAAGGUCCGUGGACCGAAUGGUCGCUAUCUAUCCAAAGACGACGAUUUUUCCAGCCUGAAGAAAAUCAAGAAACCCAGAGGAAAGGGCGGCAGGCCUAGUUUGAAGUCGUCUGACCAGAAUCAUUUGGUGACGAUGAACGGAUCUUCAGAUAAGCCCGAGGAGAUGUCAACUGGAGAGGAGGAUGUCUCCGUUGAAGUGCAGACAUCUUCGACACCAUCUCCUGACCAAAAGAUAGAGGAACAGUACAAGAGCAAUGCGCCUGCUACGCUUGCAGCCCUUAAUACCACAUCACCCCUUGCUACCAAAGAUGAGGCCGAGAACCAAGCGGCCUCCUUGACAGCGUCUACUCCUGUGUGUCUUCUUGCAGCUGAAGCUGAUCCUGUACUUUCAAACUUGGAUCGUCUACCGCCUAAUUCCCGUAAAGCCAUCAAGAGGAAGAGCGAGCCGGCUGUUCAGGAAGGGGAGCGCAAACGCGGUAAAUAUGGCGGCAUAGUGGGUCGUCCGCGGAAGUCAGAACAACGUGAAAACCGCCAAGGUGGUCAGGGAAACGAUUUGCCACAAGUUCAUGGAGAAAAUGGGCCAGAUUCAUUACCCCAGAUGACGACCCGUCGAAGUGCCAGACAGUCUGCUGUAGCGAACUUGGAUACUUCGAAGGCCGAUGAGCCAAUGUCUGAGCAUGAAAAAAAAGACUUGAAGCUUUUGGAGAAAGAAGUAGCACCAGGAACCUCCCCGAGCAACGAAAGUAUGACUGGAGUUGAAGACAAGACUAUGGGAGGUAUAGAGGAAAAGGAUAUGGCUACCACUCACAAGAACAUCUCUACACCUGCCCGCAAAUCAAAGAAGAAAGGCGCGCGCUCGUCAGCUGAGCCUAGUACUCGCAAGCGUGCGGCCAAAACUCCGAAACCAGAUCUAUUGAAGAUGGGUUUGGAGAAAACCGCUCCCGUCCCCGCAACGGCAUCGUCUACAGAUGUGGAGAAGGGCGGAACCACGCCAACUUCGUCGGAGUCAGUCGGUUCUAUGAAAGUCAACGGGACGAAGAAAACUCGCCCUGGUCACGUGGAGUUAUUUGCACGUCUGACUACUGGUCACGGCGUCAUCGAGAUUCCUAUUCCUACUGAUCAGCUCAACAGCGACGAGGCAAAGAUGGUUGAAAAAUACGCUGAGUGGAACGCGCAGCCAGAUGCAGUGCCGGUUCCAUAUGAUCAGUUCCGUCAGAUCUUCUCCUUUGCUAAAAAGGAUUGA
Bipolaris oryzae ATCC 44560 is the source of this 2097-nucleotide messenger RNA. RefSeq lists its product as uncharacterized. The record is from RefSeq and is a predicted model, not a curated record. The transcript has 5 exons. Bases 1 to 2097 code for a protein of 698 amino acids. Lineage: Eukaryota; Fungi; Ascomycota; Dothideomycetes; Pleosporales; Pleosporaceae.